This is a messenger RNA of Homarus americanus (American lobster), 1827 nucleotides long. It is a transcript of the gene mTerf3, whose product is annotated as transcription termination factor 3, mitochondrial-like. The record is from RefSeq and is a predicted model, not a curated record. The transcript is spliced from 7 exons. Gene Ontology annotation, molecular function: double-stranded DNA binding. Gene Ontology annotation, biological process: mitochondrial ribosome assembly; regulation of DNA-templated transcription. Lineage: Eukaryota; Metazoa; Arthropoda; Malacostraca; Decapoda; Nephropidae. Gene Ontology annotation, cellular component: mitochondrion. Bases 144 to 1436 code for a protein of 430 amino acids.
ACUUUAUCACAAAUAUAAGAUCUACAUAAUGGGUGCAGCAAACCACACUUGCUAAUUUUAUGACGGACCUUUGUAGUGAAGGAAUAAAGAGUGUUCUGUCAACUAACAUGAUAUAGAUCCGUCAUUAUCCGGACAGUUGAACAAUGAAUCUAAUAAGAAACAAACUGCAGGGAGUAUUUGGCUCUUUAUUAAUUAGAAGACCACCACUUCAAUCUUUGACAAUACAUGAUGUGAAAAGAAGAGAUUUUGCAUGUAUUUGCCUCUGUACAAUGUUGAGUAGAAAUAGCUAUUUUCAAGAUUGUAUCUUCCAGAAAAACAAUCGAUUUUUUCAAAAUGUUUAUUAUACAAGUGACUGUAUACCUUUUAAGGAAAAAUCGAAUAGUGAUUUAAUAACAACCACAAAGAGCAGCAGAACACAUGAGUUAAUGCCUCAGGAAGAGGUAUGUGGUUCUGUGACAUUAAUGGAAGAAAUCGAUAUCCCUGUAAGUGAUGAAGAUGGUGACUGGACCUCUGAAAUGAGAUGGAUAACAAGUCAAGAGAGCAGGGAUGUUCUGUUUCCUGCCAAAGAUGUGUCAGAAAUUGAUGCAUUAUCUCCAGAAUUGAGGCCUUCAUUCAACAUAGCAGCAUAUGUGAACAGAUCAGAGACUCUGCAGGAAUUGGUCAAACUGAGAGUGGAUCUCAGUAAGUGGGAAAAGAGGAGAGGCAUCAGCUCAUUCAUCCUUAGACUGGAUUUUGAAAAAGAUAUGAAACGACAUAUAAUGUUCUUACAUGAUAUGGGUGUUCUGGCUGAUAACCUUGGCUGGUGGUUGACCAUUAACCCCCUGAUAUUCAGAGAAAAGUUGGAUGAUCUUCACACACGUGUCAACUACCUACAGUCAAAGAAAUUUACAUCAGAUCAAAUCACCCGUGUCAUAUCAAAGAAUCCCUAUUGGCUGCUGUUUAGCACUAUUAGAAUAGAUAACCGUUUAGGAUAUUUCCAAAGAACUUUUGGUUUGACUGGUGCUGAAGUACGGUUACUGGCGAGCAAGCGUCCUCAACUGAUCACACUCAACUUCAAUCAUAUUAUGCGGACAUCUUUUGCUGUUCUUGAAGAGAUGGGUUUUAACCAGACAGAGAUGAAGAGCCUGUUAUUGACUAAACCAAAGAUAUGGACUGUGAAUGGUGCAUCUCUGCAAAGAAGAUUCAUCUUUGCCCAUAAUGAAAUGGGUUUGUCACAUGCACAGCUCAUUCAGUUUCCACAAAUUCUGAUGUCGAGAGAAUUCAGGCUCAAGCAACGUCAUGGUUACCUGAAGAUUAUAGGGCGUAAUCAGUAUGAUCCAUUGAAGGCAAAUUAUGUGUCACCACAGGCUUUAGUUGCUGGUAAUGAUGCAGAUUUUUGUAUUAAUAUUGCUAAAACAUCAGUCCAGGAUUUCAAUGACUUUUUGAAAACUUUAUAAAAAAUUCUUUAAAUAUCAAAAUAAAAAUACUGUAUAGAUGUUUAGUGUACAGCACAUGUAUUUUGAAAAAGAUACAGUACAGGUAUUGUACAUUUUGUGAUAUUUAUAAAAGGUUUAUUCUAAAGAGGUAUAAUUUGGCUAACAGCAAUUGCACAAAGUAAAGAUACCUAGGGACAUGGAGAGCCAGUCCAGGCUCUGGGAUUAAUAAUAAUAUCAGUCCUCCUGUCAUUCUAUUUAUUAACUUUUGCUGUUUGUUUUUAUAAAAGAAAUUUAGGUAACAAAUAUUUCCAUCAAUCCAUGAAAAAGCAGUAACCAUUUUAGAUCGCAGUAGGUCUUUAUGAAUUGAGAGUAAAGAAAGUUUGAGUCAUUAAAUCUCUAAUAAUAAUAUUUA